Ficedula albicollis (Collared flycatcher) is the source of this 1216-nucleotide messenger RNA. RefSeq names its product chromosome unknown open reading frame, human C16orf58 (gene RUSF1). NCBI's taxonomy places the organism in Eukaryota, Metazoa, Chordata, Aves, Passeriformes, Muscicapidae. The transcript is spliced from 8 exons. The coding region runs from base 436 to 1161 and encodes 241 amino acids. The record is from RefSeq and is a predicted model, not a curated record.
UCCAAAAAAACUUUUCCUUCAAUUUCUGGAAUUUGGGGGAUUUGGGGAAUUUUGGGGACUCUGCCCCUCCCCCAGCGGGUGCUGCUCCCCCAGGGAUUCCCCGAGAGCGUCAGCCCCGACUACGCCCGGUACCAGUGCUGGGACAGCCUGCAGGCUCUCUGCUCCACCCUGGCCGGGUCUCUCUCCACCCGCGCUGUGCUCGAGGCCGUCGGGGUCGGCGACGGCGCCGCCACCGUCACGGGAGCCACGCUGACCUGGCUGCUGCGGGAUGGGAUCGGGAUCGUCACCAGGAUCCUCUUUGUGUGGCUGCAGGGGAGCCACCUGGACUGUGAGGCCAAGCAAUGGCGGUUCGUGGCCGAUCUGCUCAAUGACGUCGCCCUGCUGCUGGAAAUCCUGGCUCCCCAUUGGCUGAGCCUCGGCCCCGCCCUGCUGGUGAUGGCGGCGGUGGCCAGGUGCGUGGUGGGCGUGGCCGGCGGUGCCACCCGGGCGGCUCUGGCCGUGCACCAGGCCCGGAGGGACAACGUGGCCGACGUGGCCGCCAAGGACAGCAGCCAGGUGGGACUGGGAGCACUGGUUUGGACUGGUUUGGACUGGGAGGGCCCAUACUGGUUUGUGUACUGGUGUGUACUGGUCUGUGCUUGUUUAUACUGGUCCAUACCAGUCCAUACUGGUUUAUACUGGUUUAUAUUUGUCCAUAUUGGUCCAUACCGGUCCAUACUGCUCCAUACCACUGCAAACUGGUUUAUACUGGUCCGUACUGCUCCAUACCAGUUUACAGUGGUGUAUACUGGUCCAUACUGGUUUAUGCUGGUCUGUACUGAUGCAUACUGGUCCAUGAUUGUCCAUACCAGUCCAUACUGGUCUAUACUGGUCAGUACUGAUUCAUACUGGUCCAUGAUUUUCCAUACCAGUCUGUACUGGUUUAUACUGGUCUGUACUGGCCCAUACUGCUCCAUACUGCUCCAUAUUGGUUCAUACUGGUCCAUAGUUUUCGGUACUGGUUUCUACUGGUCCAUACUGGUUCAUGUCAGUCCAUAUUGGUCCAUACUAAUUUAUACUGGUCCAUACCAGUUCAAACUGGCUUAUACUGGUCUGUACUGCUCCAUACUGGUUUAUACUGGUCCAUACUGGUUUAUUUUGGUCCAUACUGGUUUAUUAUAGUUCCUACUGGUUUAUACUGUUCUAUACUGGUCCAAACUGGUUCAUACUGGUCUGU